Molecule: messenger RNA, 363 nt
Organism: Coccidioides immitis RS
Lineage: Eukaryota; Fungi; Ascomycota; Eurotiomycetes; Onygenales; Onygenaceae
Exons: 4
Coding region: 1-363 (120 amino acids)
Source: RefSeq, a predicted model, not a curated record
AUGGUUAAAAGUGAAGAGCCUGGCCUUAUUAUUGGCAACUAUAGUCUUCUACAGCUAUUGGCUCUUCCACAGUCAUCUAGCUCCCAACAUUCAAUUCAGGAUAUUGCUAGGAGCUCUCCCACUGCAAGCAGCCCCCAAGAUCUACUGAAAGGACUGCAGUCUCCAAGAUCAUCAAGAGAUGUUCCAAUGAGUGGAAUGUCUAUGCCACAUAGCUGCAAUAUGUUGGGAGCCUCUAUACAUAGUGAAGCGGGGUAUGAUGGGAUGCCUUGUCAAAGUAGUAAGGAUGGUAAUGGCCAAGUAGCAGCUCUAAUGAGGAACAGUGGCAAGCUUCAUGAACAAGAGAUCUUCAUAUUCUCUAACUAA